Molecule: messenger RNA, 682 nt
Organism: Anguilla anguilla (European eel)
Lineage: Eukaryota; Metazoa; Chordata; Actinopteri; Anguilliformes; Anguillidae
Gene: szrd1
Product: SUZ RNA binding domain containing 1
Exons: 4
Coding region: 211-639 (142 amino acids)
Source: RefSeq, a predicted model, not a curated record
GCUGUUCUUCCAUGAAAUGGGGGCACUGGUGCAGUUAGCAUCCAAAACAACAGGUGGCGGCAAUGCUAAUUUACUACGAAUAUUACUAGCCGAUAGUUUAUAGAAGAAGAAUUUGUUCCUGGAGUGUGUGUGGGAGGCUGGAACAUGGAAGAUGAGGAGGUUACGGAGAAUUGGGAGGAAGCAGCGGACAGCGGGGUAAGAUGAGGAGAAAUGGAGAGAAGACUGGAGGAGAAACUGAGGAUCAGCCAGAAAGAGAAGAUGUCUAACGCCAGUUCGGGACGCUCCCCGCUGAGGACGCCCAUCGUGAUCCAGGACGACUCGCUCCCCGCGGCCCCUCCCCCGCAGAUCCGCAUCCUGAAGCGGCCGUCCAGCAACGGCUCGCUGGGGUCCCCGGCCGCCGCCAUGCGCCCCGUCCCGCAGGUGAAGUCCCUCGCCCAGCGGGAGGCCGAGUACGCCGAGGCCCGCCGGCGCAUCCUGGGCAGCGCCACGCCCGACGACUCGCCGCAGGACAGGCCCAACGCGGACAGGCCAGCGCGAGUGAGUGGUCCCCCGCCCUCGGAGGAGUCCCGAUCAACCAAUCACGUGGUCCGGCAGCCGGCAGGCCCCGACGGUACGCAAGGCUUCCGCCCGCGCAGAUAGGGGGGGGGGGGCACAUCCUGCCUGGGGAGGGAGGGAGGAGAGG